AUGUUCGCCAAACCGUUUCGGGUCAAGUCGAAGACAGCAAUGAGGGGUUCUGAGAUGAGAGAUCUCCAGGAUGAAUUGGUAAUGACUUUACCCACUCUGGCCCCCAAUGAACUAAAUGAACUAAUUCCAUCAGAUGAGGCAGUCAUAAUUGUGCAGCUGGAGAUCCACAAACGAAAGACAGCGACUGUGUUCAUGAUCCAAGGUAACCCUAUCUUAUUUAAAGUGGACAAACAUCUGUAUCCAACUGUGUACACACUGUGGCGCUACCCUCGCCUUCUUCCCACCUUCCUAACAUGGCCUAUUAUUCUAGAAAGACUAGUAAAGGGAGCUGAUCUAAUGCUGCCAGGAGUAGUGAUUCCCCCUGAUGGUCUGCCUAGUGUGCAGAAAGAAGACAUCUGUGCCAUCGCGUUGCUGGAGAACAGAGCCCCCGUUGCUGUCGGGAUUGCUCUCAUGUGCACAUCCAAAAUGCUAAGUACCCGAUUACAGGGAAGGGGUUUUUCUAUACUCCACACCUACCAAGACUUUCUUCUCUUAGGCAACCAUAUGUUUUCCUGCUGUCCGGAGGGACAGCAGAUAGACAUAAAGAAAACAAGUUUCAAAAAGAUGUCUGCUUUCUUGCAUCAAAUGCAGGAAGAAAAUGUAUUAGAGGUGAGAGAGCUAAACCAAGGAGUUGAAAGCAUCGUGGCGAUUAAUUGGAAACAUCCCAAGAUUCUACCUUACAUCAAAGAGGAGGCCACUUCUACCUCCCAGUCCAUGAAUAAGGGCAGCAGUCGUCACUCACACAAGGCCCCAGACAUAAGAUAUCUCUACUACGCCCCAGCCAGCAUGAACCUACUCUUCCAGGAGUGUGGCCACAAGAGGGGAAGUCCUUUAGAUGCCAGUGAGAUCCGAAAUGUCAUCAUUGACUAUGCCAAGAGAAAUCACCUAUUUGAAACAAAUGAGGGGAACUCUGUGAAUCUGGAUGCAGUCCUGAGUGAUUGCAUUUUAGGGAAAAAUGAAAAAACCAAGAUCAAGAAACUUUCUUUGGAUAAUCUCCUGAGUCGAUGUUUUGAAAAAAUGCAGCCCGCUUAUCAAAUAACAUUCCCGGGACAGGAACCCAUAGUGAAGAAGGGGGAAAUCAGUCCCAUCAGCAUCACUUUAGCGAAGAGGGCCCUAAAUAAGAAGGUAACUAUAGUCCGGAACCUGGAAGCAUACGGUCUCAACCCGCGCUCAGUGGCAUCAAUCCUCCGGCAGCGAUGUCACGCUAGUGCCAGUGUCAUUCGAGUCCCUGGGACCCAAAACACUCUACAGCUGCAGAUUCAAGGGAAUCAGAUUCCGCAGCUUCAUCAGCUACUGCUACAAGAGUAUCACCUCCCUCAAAAGAGUGUGGAAAAUGAUGAUGACGAUGAUGAUGAUGACGAUGAUGAUGAUGAUGCAGCUUAA
Messenger RNA from Sorex fumeus (smoky shrew), 1422 nucleotides. Its product is annotated as eukaryotic translation initiation factor 2D-like. NCBI's taxonomy places the organism in Eukaryota, Metazoa, Chordata, Mammalia, Eulipotyphla, Soricidae. Gene Ontology annotation, biological process: translational initiation; formation of translation preinitiation complex. The record is from RefSeq and is a predicted model, not a curated record. Gene Ontology annotation, molecular function: translation initiation factor activity; RNA binding. The transcript is spliced from 3 exons. The coding region runs from base 1 to 1422 and encodes 473 amino acids.